Molecule: messenger RNA, 2658 nt
Organism: Humulus lupulus (European hop)
Lineage: Eukaryota; Viridiplantae; Streptophyta; Magnoliopsida; Rosales; Cannabaceae
Exons: 4
Coding region: 1-2658 (885 amino acids)
Source: RefSeq, a predicted model, not a curated record
AUGGCUGGUGUGCAGCAAGAUUUUGUUGUCACUUUUGUUUAUGGUUUUAAUUCGAUUGAAGGUAGGAGAAAUCUCUGGGAAGGGUGGCAAAGGCAUGCUCUUAUGGACAAAGCUUGGUUAGUUUUAGGGGACUUUAAUUCCCCUUUUUCAGGUAAAGACAAAUCAGGUGGUAAGCCUAUUUCAGAUGUAGAAUUGGUUGAUUCCAUUCGGUGGCUUGCGGGUGCUCAUGUUGAGCCUCUAAAAAGUGUAGGUUCGUAUUUUACUUGGACUAAUAACCAAAAUGGUGCUGCAAGAAUAUACUCAAAAAUAGACCAUGUUCUUAUGAAUGAGAAAUGGAUUGAUUUGUUCCCUCAGUCCACUGCAGUUUUUAGAUGGGAAACAAUUUUAGAUCAUUGUUCCUGUCUAGUUAGCACUCAGCCUUUAGAGAAGUUGGGGUUAAAGCUUUUUCGGUUCUAUAACUAUUGGACAGAGCACCAUGAUUUUCGAGCACUGGUUUUACAUAGCUGGAGGUCACCGCUUAGAGCCACAGGUAUCAAAGCAAUAUUUCUUAAGCUACUGAGACUUAAACACCGUUUGAAAAAAUUUAACAGGGACAAAAUUGGUGAUCUGAAGUUAAACUAUUAUAAGGCUACAGAGAUCUACCAAGAAGCUCAAUUGCAAGCUCAAGCCUACCCUCAUGUAUUUAGAUAUCAGGAAGAUGAGAGGAUAGCUGCUGAAGCCUUCUCGGUUCAGGAAAGGCUGUAUCAUAGCUUUUUAAUCCAGAGGAGCACGAUAACUUGGCUGAGACAGGGAGAUAUGAAUACUUCAUUCUUUCAUGCUUUUUUAAAGAAGCGUAAAGCUGAAAUUGGUAUUGUCUCUUUCAUCACGGAAGAAGGAAAUUUAGUUUAUAAUUUCUCUGAAGUUGUAUCUCAUUUUGUGAGUCAUUUCAGAUGCUUUUUAGGUAGUCCUAGCUCGGCUACAGGCAGAAUAAACAUCCAGAAUGUUGAGAUGGGUUCUAAGCUUUCUGUUGAGCAGCAAUUGAAGCUUCUUAAACCUUUUUCAAAGAAGGAGAUUCAAGAUUCAUUGUUUGGGGAUGAGGUCUGUGCUGCAAUAACUCAAUGUUUUGAAACAAGUUAUUUCCCAUCUGAGCUUCAUGAAACAACCUUGUCUCUGAUUCCUAAGGUAGCUAACCCCUCCCGGGCUGUUGACUAUAGACCCAUAGCCUACUGCUGUACUUUGUACAAGUGCAUGGCUAAAUUGAUUUGUAAGAGACUGGCCUUAGUUCUCCCUGAUCUUAUACAGCAAAAUCAGGGAGCUUUUGUUAAAGGUCGAUCUAUAGCCCAUAAUAUAAUGAUUUUUCAAGAUCUCAUCAAAAACUAUGGGAGGGCUUCUACUUCAUCAAGAUGCACUAUCAAGAUUGAUCUUAGUAAGGCCUAUGACACAGUAGACUGGAGGUUUCUUGAGGACCUGUUAAAAGCUCUAAGGUUUCCUAUGAAACUCAUAGGGUGGGUUAUGUCUUGCAUUCGGAAUACAUCCUAUUCUCUACUGAUGAAUGGCAGAAUUCAAGGCAAAUUUAAAGGUGAAAAGGGGCUGAGACAAGGUGAUCCCAUGUCACCUCUAUUAAGUAUAAAGGAGGUCCUUGAGGAAUUUGCUGCUGCUACUGGGCUUUCAAUCAACUCGGGUAAAUCUCAUAUUUUUUUUGGUGGAGUCAAUAGUAAUGAGAGAACUCGGAUUGCUCAAGAAAUUAAUCUGUCUGAAGGUAAUUUUCCUCUUAAGUACCUUGGGGUGCCCAUGAGGCCUACCAAAUGGAGACAUGUAGAUUGUGAGAGAAGCAAGUUGCAUAUCCCCUCUUGGCAGAAGGUUUUCCUCCCCAAAGCCUAUGGUGGACUGGGUUUCAGAGAUGGAGCUAGUUGGAAUCGGGCUUUUUUAGCUAAGUAUGUAUGGGCUAUAUCUGCUAAACCAGAUUUGUUAUGGGUUAAAUGGAUCAAUUCCAUUUAUCUGAAAGGAGCCAAUAUCUGGAAUUAUGAACUGAAGGCAGAUUGUAGCUGGUAUUGGAGGAAGCUCUGCCAUCUCAAAGAUCGUUUUAAUCCAACAGCUAUUCUCUCUGCUGGUGCGCAAGGGAAUUUCCAGCCUUCAAAAUUAUGUAACAGCCUUUUAGACCAGCAAAGGGUUGAUUAUUAUCAGACUAUUUGGAGUAAACUUAUCCUUCCUAAACACAGAUUUAUGCUUUGUCAGGUGGUUAACUCUCAGCUAUUAACUAGAGAUAAUCUCAGUAAGCUGCAUGUUCAUAUGAAUACAUUGGUCUGUCCUGUUUGUGAGAGUUAUCCUGAGAAUCAUUCUCAUCUAUUUGUUGACUGUAUUCUCUCUAAACUGUUGGUUAAUAGUAUCUUUGACUUGCUGGGGUUCGAUGUCUGGCCUAUUGAUUUCAAUAGCUGGAUGGUUUGGCUGGCUAGAGCUCGGAUUGGAGUAACAGCUGCUAUAGUGAAUAUGGUUGUUGCAACUGUGAUUUACAGCAUCUGGAAGAAUAGAAACAAGUGUUUUCAUGAUGGUUACUCUUUGACUGUAUUGAAUCUAGUAAAGGAAGUAAAAUACACAAUUAAAUAUAGGCUUUACAUAGUUACCAAUAGUCAGCUGUCUGUUAAAGACCAAGUGUACAUUCAGAACCUUCAAUGUAAUUAG